This is a messenger RNA of Paramecium sonneborni, 2748 nucleotides long. NCBI's taxonomy places the organism in Eukaryota, Ciliophora, Oligohymenophorea, Peniculida, Parameciidae. The record is from the annotation of a GenBank genome assembly.
UUUUAAUGAAAAAUAGACAUAUUAGUUUAUACAGCUAUAUUGCUUUCUUAUUUGUUAUGUAUGGUGUUUGGCAUCUAACAAUUCAAUCAAAAAAGCAUGGAGGAUAUAAUCUUAAUUAAUUACCAGAUCUCAUCUCAUAAUUAAAUAAUACAAUUAAACCUCAAAUAACCUUCAAUGUUUUGAAUAUGUUUUCGUAGGAAGACAUAAAUACAUUUAAUGAAACAAUUCAUUAAAAGUAUACAGAAUUUGAUAUUCAAUUUAACAUUGUUGAAGAUAUCAAUCAAAUUUAAGAAUAAGAUAAGUAAUGAAUUCAAUCAUACUAUUAGAUUGCUGAUAAAUAUAUAGAAAGCAUAAUAUACAUUUAUAUUCAUUCAAAAAUUGGAUUAAAUUACUAUUAUGACACAAGACUUAAAUGAUCCUUCUUUAUUUAAAAAUUUGAGAAGAUAUUUUAAUAAGUUUUAUCCUCUUGUUUAGAAGGAAUCAUAAUUAGAAAGUAAAUAAUUUUAUGUUAACAGACUCUUGAUUUUUGAUUUUUUAAUUAUAGGUAAAUGUAUUAAUUCUAAACUUUAGAUAAAUAAAAUAAUUCUCAGUAUAAUAAUUUAUUGAAUGAUAUAGAAAGAAGUGUAUUAAAAUUAUAAAAUUAUUUUGGUUUACCAGGAGAAAAUAUCAGAAUUAAUUAUAAAUAUAUAGAUGGGUAAAAUAUUGAAAUUACUCAAAAUUAAAUUUAUUUAUAGAAAUAAACUAUAAAUAAUAUUUUAGAGUAAUAUAAAUAGCAACACAAUAUGAAUUGGAGAGAAUUUUUCUAGAUGAAUAUUCUAACUAUAUUAACUGAUGAAGAUAUUGCUAUUGAUUUAGAUAAUAAUGAAAAUGUUUAAUAUUUUUUUGAAGAACCUUAAAAUUUUAUGUUUCAUGUUAAUUCUUAGGAGACACUAUUCAAAAAUAUUUUCAAUACUUAUAUUUAAUUUUUAUAGUUGGAAGAAUAAUAAUAAAUCAUGAUAGAAAAUUAAGAUUUCAAACCAAGUUUAGAAUUAAUAAGAGAUUACUUUUAAAAAAGAGAAUAUUUAAGGCAUCUUUAAAAUUUCAAAAAAGAAUUAGAAUAUGUUUAAUUUAUAUAAACAGAAGGGGAAUAUAAAAUAACUUUGAAUAGUCAAAAAGAGUUUGAAUAAAGAGUUGAAUAUAUAAAGGAGACAUUAAUAAACAAGAGAGUUAUAAAGACAGAUACAGUAAACAUUUUGAUUGAUGAUGGUUUUUCAGAUUUCGAUACGUUUUCAUUUGAAUAUACGUAAAGUUGUUGAUUAUAAAAAUAGUUUGGGAAUGUAUUUGCCUUUGAUUUUGCCAUUUGCCUAUCCAAUAUUAUUGAGUAUAUAUGAUGAGUUGUCGAGUAAAUGAUAAUAAAAUGAAUUAUUUAUUAAUAUUGCUUUAUAUAUAUUAAAGUACAAUAUUAUCAUUAUUUACAAUCAUAAUCCCAAUAUUAUUGGCAGAAAAGGGAUAUACAUUUGAAUAAUAAGGUAUGUAUUCAUUAAUCAGCUAUCCAUUUUAUUUUAAAUUUAUGUUUGCACCAAUAAUUGAUUUGUAUUAAUUUUAAUUCUUGGGGAAAAGGAAAAGGUAAUAAUAAAAUUAAUUGAACAUAGUUAUAUUAUACCGAUAAAUUUAUUAUUAUCAGUAAUACUUUUAUAUUUGUCAAGGAUUGAGAUUUUAACAAAUUAUCAUAUUUUAUGGAUUUUAGGAUUUAUUUUGUGUUUGUUUUUAGGAAUAUAAGAUAUAGCAAUAGAUGGAUUAGCAACUGAUUUAUGCAAAUAAUAAGGUGAAAGUGCUGCAUUGUUAUAGAAUAUUGGUUUUACAAUAGGGAAUUCGUUUCUUGGAAAUUUUUUAUUUAUAGCUUUGUAUUCAUCUCAAAAUUGUACAUUAGAAACAUUUUUUAUGUUAUUGUCAAUAGUAGGUUUAAUAUUAACUAUAUUCUUAUAUUUAAAUUAAUAAGAAUAGGAAGAGUAGUAAAGAAGUGCAAAAAACUUCUAAGAUUUAUUAAGUGUAAUAAAAUCAUUUUUUAGAAAUGAAAAUAUGAUAAAAUAUUCAUUAUUGAUAUUUUUUGAAAGGUAAAUAGUAAAAGUAUGAUUUAGAACGGCAUUGUCAUCUUUGGAUGCAACAUUCAGAUUAAAGUUAGUUCAAUUUAAUAUAAAUAAAACAUAUAUAUCUUUGAUUGAUACAAUAAUUUUACCAUUAAAGAUAGCUACUGGUUUAAUCUAUCAUUAGUAUUUCAACAAAUAUGAUUUUAAGUACGAUUUAAUUAUAUGUGUAGAUAUUAUGGAAACAUCUAAUAUUUGAGAUUGAUUUCAACAUUAUUUGCAAUAGUGACAUUAUUAUUGAUAGAUAAAUUUGAGUUGGAUGGACAAUUUAGUUAUGUAGCAAUAUUCUUUUCGAAUAUGUGUUGGUGGAUAUUAUUUAAUAUUACAUAUAUUGUUAGAGUAUUCAUAUAGAUUUACAUAUAAGGGUAACUUUUAAAUGAAGAUAACUACUCCUGGAGUAGAAGCUACUACUUUAACUAUUUUGAAUAGUAUAAGUUAAUUAGGAGUGAAAUUGGCAUUUUCAAUAAGUUUGAUAAUGGCAAAUUAUGUGAAUUAUUAUUGGUUGCUUUGUGCUGGAUGGAUUAUUCAUUUACUAUAUUGUUUUAGAUAUUCAGAAACUUAUAGAGAUUUGUAUAUGUAGCCCAUAUAAAAGUGGUAUUUAAAUAAAUAAAUCAAACAAAUUUGA